AUGUCUUCGAGAACAAGAAGGAUUUUGAAAAGGGUCGAGGUCCCUGUGGACCAGAGAGGUGCAUUAAGUUUUCUGAAAAAUCCAGAUUUAUUACCUAUCAAAGCGGAGCAUCAGACGUGGGGUUUCUGGUCAAAUUUUGCAUACUGGGGUGUGAUGUCCUUCUCAGUACUCACAUGGAACAGUGCUUCUUCUGCUCUUUCUGUCGGACUGAGUUAUCCAGAAACUAUUGGCACAUAUAUUGUAGGUGACGUAUUGACUAUAUUCUUUACUUUAGCAAAUUCAUAUCCAGGGUUUGACUGGAAAGUGGGUUAUACCAUCACACAGAGAUUUGUGUUCGGUAUUUAUGGCUCUGCCUUCGGUGUUCUGAUCCGUGUACUUAUGAGUAUUGUUAACUACGCUUCAAAUGCUUGGUUAGGUGGACUAUGUGUCAAUAUGAUCCUAGACUCAUGGUCACAUCAUUAUUUACAAUUGAAAAACACUUUAUCACCUCACGUAGCAAUGACAACUAAAGAACUGAUAGGAUUUGUUCUCUUUCAUGUUAUAACAGUCCUUUUCUACUGGUUGAAGCCCCACCAGAUAAAUUAUAUUUUAAUUGCCUCCUGUCUAUCAACUUGUGUCGGUAUGACAUGUAUGGUCAUUUAUCUAUGUUCACAGAACGGUGGUGUGGGUGAUUUAUUCACUUCUACAAAGUCUACUGUUUCAGGUUCUACAAAGGCUUGGGCUUGGGUAUACAUGAUUUCAUAUUGGUUCGGUUCGGUUUCUCCUGGUUCAGUAAAUCAAAGUGAUUUCUCCAGAUUCGGUUCUUCACAAACUGCUAUAUGGCUGGGAACAAUCUUAGCCCUAUUAAUCCCAACUACUUUAAUUCCGGUUUAUGGUGUUAUUGGUGCUUCAACGUCAGAACAACUGUAUGGUACACAACUGUGGCAACCAAUGGAUUUUUUCACAUACUGGCUAACAGACAAUUACUCAGCAGGAGCUAGAGCAGCGUCAUUCUUUUGUGGUGUUGCAUUCACUGCCUCUCAAAUAUCUUACACUAUUUCAAAUGCUGGAUUUGCAAGUGGUAUGGAUUUAGCUGGUCUUUUACCCAAAUAUAUCGAUAUCAAGAGAGGUGCAAUUCUAACAGCUGUUGUCUCUGUGGCCUGUCAGCCAUGGAAUUUCUACAAUUCUUCUUCUACUUUCUUGACAGUUAUGAGUUCCUUUGGUGUUAUUAUGACUCCCAUCAUUGCUGUUAUGAUAGCUGAUAAUCUCCUCAUAAGAAAAAGAAACUAUUCUGUUACACAAGCAUUUAUCUUAAAAGGUGAAUACUACUUCAAUAAAGGUAUGAACUGGAGAGCUAUGAUUGCAUGGAUAUGUGGUAUGGUUCCCGGAUUACCUGGCAUGGCAUGGCAAGUAAACAGCAACCUUUUCAAUAAUUCGGGGAUAGUUAAUUUCUACUAUGGCGAUUCUUUCUUUUCAUUUUUAAUCUCAUUCUUUCUCUAUUGGAUUCUAUGCAUAGUCUUCCCACCCAAGAUUGAGAUUUUGCAUGAUGACAAGGAUUACUUCGGAGCAUUCACGGAUGAGAUGGCAAGGAGGAAGGGUCUUGUUCCAUAUAGUGAAAUAUCUGAAGAGGAAAUCGAAGCCUUCCAAUUUACUAGCGAUUUCAAUAAUUUGAUACAGCAAGAGAAUGAUGAAGGUGGGUCCAACGACUCCAGCAUGGAAGUAACAGAGGUAUCAACAGAUAUAACUGAAGAUAAGAAGGAUCAGGAGAAAAAAGAAUAA
Molecule: messenger RNA, 1758 nt
Organism: Kazachstania africana CBS 2517
Lineage: Eukaryota; Fungi; Ascomycota; Saccharomycetes; Saccharomycetales; Saccharomycetaceae
Product: nucleobase cation symporter-1 family protein
Exons: 1
Coding region: 1-1758 (585 amino acids)
Biological process (GO): nucleobase transport; transmembrane transport
Cellular component (GO): plasma membrane
Molecular function (GO): nucleobase transmembrane transporter activity
Source: RefSeq, a predicted model, not a curated record